Zingiber officinale is the source of this 1138-nucleotide messenger RNA. RefSeq names its product methylesterase 1-like. The record is from RefSeq and is a predicted model, not a curated record. Gene Ontology annotation, molecular function: methyl salicylate esterase activity; methyl indole-3-acetate esterase activity; methyl jasmonate esterase activity. NCBI's taxonomy places the organism in Eukaryota, Viridiplantae, Streptophyta, Magnoliopsida, Zingiberales, Zingiberaceae. The transcript is spliced from 3 exons. Bases 13 to 909 code for a protein of 298 amino acids. Gene Ontology annotation, biological process: jasmonic acid metabolic process; salicylic acid metabolic process.
AUAAUGGCGUAAAUGAAAAACAAGCUAAGUACUCGUUCCUUCACAAAUCGGAAUCCACAGCCAAGCCAAGUUUCUGGAAGACCAAAACAAAAUCGAUUCAAGGCCAUGGCUGACGAUGCCGCGAGCAACAGCACAAACCUACACAUCGUCCUGGUGCACGGUGCCUGCCACGGAGCCUGGUCGUGGCACAAGCUCACCACCCUGCUCCGCUCAGCUGGCCACCGCGUCGCUGCGCUCGACCUUGCCGCCUCUGGCAUCGAUGAGCGCCGCUUCGUUGACAUCCGAAGCUUCACAGACUACAACCGGCCGCUGCUUGACUUCCUCGAGUCACUUCCAUCGGGCGAGCGCGCUGUCCUCGUCGGUCACAGCCUCGGCGGCAUCAAUAUAUCCUUCGCCAUGGACAAGUUCCCUGCCAAAGUCGCCGUUGGAGUCUUCAUCACCGCCUUCAUGCCCGAUUCCGACCAUCCCCCUGGUCACGUUUAUAAAAGGCAUAAUUUGGAUGAUCCAAGCAAUCCAUUUUGGUUGGAUACUCAAUUCGGAUCUGUUAGGAACGAGGAGAAUGGUCCUGUCUCCAUGCUAUUUGGACCGAAUAUGAUGGCCAACUUCUACGAUCACUCUCCGGUGCAGGACUUGACUUUGGCCAUGACGCUUCUGAGGCCUAUUUCCAUGUUCGCCGAUGAGUUGUUGGCAUCACCGCCGUUAUCUAAGUCGGGAUAUGCGUCGACGGCGAAGGUGUACAUCAAAUGCGAGAAAGACAUUGGGCUAUUGGCGACUUACCAACAGUGGAUGAUCGAGAAUAAUCCGGUGAAUGAGGUGAAGGUGAUUGAGGAGGCGGACCACAUGCCCAUGUUGUCGACGCCGGAGGAACUGAGCCGGAUCAUCUCGGAGAUCGUCAAGACCUAUGCUUAGUUAAAGAAUCUAAGAAGAUUAAGUAGUUGAGAAUUGAGAUAUCAAGAGGAUGCAAUCUAGGAAAUAUAAGCCAUUAUUAUUAUUUGAAAUUUAAGAUCAGCAGUUUGUUAAAUGAAAGUUUGUUAAUAUUAUCGAACGAAAUGUAAGGCAGCAAGAAAACUUACUUAUAUAUUUAGAUUUUUGUAAUACUCUUUUGAUUAGAUACAACUAAACACCAAGUCUUCUUGAA